AUGUCACGCUUCAUUUUCCUGGCAUUGCUGUCGACGGUCCCCUCCAUCUCAGCUACGAAUUGCUAUACGCCUGACGGAACAAUAUCGAACGAUCGCCCAUGCAACGCGUCAGCCUCAGCCAGCGUCUGCUGCACGCAGGGCUUCCUCUGCACUUCCAACCAGCUCUGCCAGCCCCCCGGCUGGUGGGAUGGCUCGGACGGCAAUCCCCUCCAGUUCAUCAGAGGGACCUGCACGGACAAGACGUGGGCUGCGCCUGAAUGCCAGGGACACUGUGUUGCAGAUAACCCCUCGGGAGGAGAGUGGGUGAUGCGAUGUGGAAAUACCACCAGCAACUACUGCUGCUCUGCAGAUGACUGCUGUACCAAGGCUUCGUACUUGAAAUUCACCCUGGACGAACCCACUAUCACUGCGACGGCGGGUAUAGAACCUACCUCGACGGCGACGACCACGACAGAGUCCUCCAGGGAGACAUCCACGGCAACAACAAGCACAUGGACGUCGAAGACGCCAACCCCCACCACGAGCGCAGCCUCAAACUCGAACGAUUCGCGCAGUUCAAAGUCAGACUCAACAACAAGUAUAGCGAUCGGCGUCGGUGUCGGUGUCGGGGUAGGCGUUGUCAUCAUAGGAUGUCUGCUCGUGCUGUUUGUCAUGCGAUCGCGCCGGAAGAAGCGACUCGCAGCCGAGCAGAACAAUUCAGCCUUCUUGCGGGGGUCUCAGGAAGGCACCUUCGGUGUCUAUCCUCCGGUGACUCGAGUCCAGCAUCCCUCAGAGCUAGACUCGCAGCAGCAGCAACACCCGACUGUGGCGGAGCUAGACGGCGUCCACACGGGGAAGCACGAGGUGCGGUGA
This is a messenger RNA of Aspergillus lentulus, 852 nucleotides long. Lineage: Eukaryota; Fungi; Ascomycota; Eurotiomycetes; Eurotiales; Aspergillaceae. The record is from RefSeq and is a predicted model, not a curated record.